Formica exsecta is the source of this 1613-nucleotide messenger RNA. RefSeq names its product E3 ubiquitin-protein ligase TRIM33-like. Lineage: Eukaryota; Metazoa; Arthropoda; Insecta; Hymenoptera; Formicidae. The record is from RefSeq and is a predicted model, not a curated record. Gene Ontology annotation, molecular function: zinc ion binding. Bases 239 to 1363 code for a protein of 374 amino acids. The transcript has 7 exons.
UUUUUACAUUUUACCGAAUAGACAAUUUAGAUAUUAAUAGCAUGCCUUUACAGCUAGUAUAGCUAAAAUCUUGUAUUUCAAGGCAAGUUCCACGUUUUGGCUCGUAGCCUAUAUUUUAAAGUUAUUUUUAACUCUCUAUGCUGUGAAUAAGUUUCAAAUAGCAAGAAGAUUGCAUGCGGCCCGUUCAUCCACUUUCGUAUCUUUCGUUAACAUUAAUUUUGUUUGCGUACUGUAAUCGAUGGAUCUUAUGAACUGUUCGGCGAAACGUUGUUCAAAAAAUUGUUGCGGUCGCGAGGCUGCGGUAGAUAGCGAUCUUGGAAGCUGCGAUCAUAUUUAUGCAAGUUUGGUGGAAUGCAAAAAAGAUAUAAAUACUGAAGGUAAUGUUGAACCAAAAACGACGACAAACAAACGCAAUGAAGAUUCCAGAAAAAAACAUACUCCUCGGUUCACGAAUUCAAACAUUCUUACAUAUCAGCCUUCGCCCGUUUUCCCUCGCAAAAUGGACAGCGAAGUCUAUGAAGAACCGAAAGAAAUAACAGAUCCAUAUAAAUCGCACGAUCUAGACUUUCAAUGUCCUAGAUGCGGACAGAGAAUGGAAGAACCUAGACUUCUUCCUUGUUUACAUCCUAUAUGUUUAUCGUGUGUUUACGAGUUAAUGAGUAAACCUUCGUAUGUUUCACUGAAGAACGAAAUACGGAAUAAUAAUCGAAAGUAUGUGCAACACAAUAUUUACGAAACAUGCCCGUUAUGCGAUUCCGAUUUGCCGAAUAUUAAUUCUACCAUACCGCCGCCGCAUUAUCCCUUGCAACAUCGUUUAGUUAUGGAUACUGUGCGGCGCAAACUGGUUAAUAGAGUACUUUGCGACACUUGCACAAGCGAAGUUCUGGCACUCAUACAGUGUUCCACAUGUUUACGUAAUUUCUGCUCGGAAUGCGGCAGACAACACGAACAACAAAAUGUGGCAGAAGCAAGAACAAUUAAACAUUUAAUGAGACCACUGUGGGAGGCUACCAAAAUACGACGGGUCAUUUUAUGUCAAACACAUCCGACGCACGCUUUAAGAUUUUAUUGUAUCGCGUGUCAACAGGUAACAUGUAAAGAAUGCAUGUGGAGUGCACAGCACAGAGGUCAUGCCAGUGAAGAUGCACUUGGGGUGGGAAAAAGGGCUAAUGCAUACUUAAUUACAAUGUUGCAAAAAGCGAGAAUAUUUCUAAAUACUUUGUUGAUUCAAUAUAAUCAGGAUGUAUUUUCAAACAAUGGUUCCGACGAACUGCAAAAUAUAGCCACGACUUACAGGUCUCUAAACAAAAGUCGAUGCUUGUUAAUGUUAAUAUAUUAUAAUAUACAAUUGUCAUGUGAUUAAUAUGGAAAUAAUGAGCAAAAAAAGAAAACAUAAUGAGGUAAUUGUCAUUUGAGGUAUAUAAAACCAUUAUACAUUCCAAAGAUUUGAUUAAUGCAAACUUGGGUAUACUUUGUUAAUAUUAUAGCAACAAAGUUAUAAUAUCGCGAUCAAUAUGUAAUUUAGUAUAUAUUUUAUCUAAGAUUAGAGAGUUAAGUAUAUUGUAUUAUUUGUAAUUAAUUAAUAAAUGUAGAUGUGCAAGAGAUCCUAUUUU